Molecule: messenger RNA, 969 nt
Organism: Phytophthora nicotianae INRA-310
Lineage: Eukaryota; Oomycota; Peronosporomycetes; Peronosporales; Peronosporaceae
Exons: 2
Coding region: 246-890 (214 amino acids)
Source: RefSeq, a predicted model, not a curated record
ACCGUGCUGCAAAAUCGGAUUGUGUUCUUGUUCGAGGGCGGCCAGUUCAUCUGGCCCGGAAUUCGUAUAGGACACAAGACACUGGUAAAGAACACCUUCGGCCGUGGUGAUCUUGUGCUGGAGACGAUCAGUAUGACGCCGCUCGUGUUCAGCGUCGAGGAAUUUCUCCGUGACGACGAGAUCGACAUCAUCCCUCACUACUUCAAGGCCACCCCGACUCAUCUCUUGUACGAAGCGAAUAUCACAUGUACCUGCACCCCCGCCAGCCUUUUGUCCGCUACGAGCACCGUUUGAAUAGCCGAAUUCCGAGUCAAGGUCAUGUUGACAGAUUUCCGGGCGUGGCUUCCUUACUCCGACGUCACAAUGAUAUGCAGGCCCGAGGCCUCAUCUCAUCUGUACGUGAUCCAUUGGAACAGCGUCAAUCAACAGAGAGAAAUAAUACGUUCGAAUACUGGACACCCCCGCAUCAAGCUCAAAGAUCGAGAGCUGCUAUUUCCCCGCAGUCAGAGUGGACGCCACUGACUACAGGUCUCGGGAACAGCAACAAAAUGGAAGUUACGCAAGUUCCCGAGAGUAAGGCGUCACCGGUAAGGCGAGCGCCUGAACUCGUCCGUGGACGUAGCGAAUCGCGUCCCAAGGCCUCACGGUAUCUGCGUGAGAUUGAUCGACGACGAAUCCUGAUGCGCAUCGCUGAGGGUGAAAAGCAGUCUGCAUUGGCAAAGGAAUACCAUGUGAGUCGAGCUGCGAUCUGCAACCUCAACAAACGCCGAGCUGAAGUACUUUCACGCAACCGUGAACACCCUCCGGCUAAGCAUCCGAAGCGGAGAAUGCUUGCGAAGAGUAAAAGACAGAAUACAACGGACAACCAGGCUAGUGGCUACAGCAGCUGAUCAAGCUAGGACUAGUUUCUCUAGCUACAGUUACGAUAUUGUAAUAUACAGAAAGAGACGAAGGAUCUUUUUACCAAUA